AUGGCCGAUGUUCGCGCUCUACUGAGGCAGCAACGCGCUGCUCGCCGAAUUGAACACCCCCACGCCUCCUAUUCCGACUCUGGGAAGCUCUCGUGCGCCAUCUGCCUCGAGCCCAUCAAGGCUGAAUCCCUCUGGGAAGGUCAUCUGCGCAGCGCCGGCCAUCGCGAACGAGUCCAAGUGCUGUUCAACACCGACAAGAACAGCAAUGGCCCCAGCUAUGCCGGCUUCGUGGACCAAGCCUCUGCUGCGGUCGGCCCAUCAACCAACAAGCGCAAGCACAGCGAUUCAGACGAUGAAAUGGGUGACACUUUUGACGAGGACGCCGCGCGACGAAAAAAGAGCAGACCUGACGUGGUGACCACCUCGGACGAGAAUCAACGGGCUGCGGCCGAGAGAAGCAAACCGGUGACACCACCACUGGCCCGACGAACAUCGGGCACCCCUACCUUUGGAGUUGAGAUGCAGAUGCCCUCUAGACCAGCCACACCUGUCGCAGUCCGGGAGGAUAGGGAGAAGAAUAGCAGUGGAAGUGCCGGGACACCAAUGUCGAUCACGCCAAAACCAGCAUCGCAAAACAGGUCACCGCUUAUACCGCAUGAGCCACAGCAAAAUCAACCACCAAAGACAUCUACGCCAGCGCCGGUGGCGGACGACCUGUGGGCAGAGUUUGAGGCGGACUUGUUGCAGGAGAAAAAGAAGCCUGCUGCUGUUGCUGCUUUGGACGGCGAUGCUGUCAUUUCUGCGCCGGUUAUGACCAAUGAGGAGAUUGCUGCCAAGUCGGAAGAGGAAGAAAGACAAAAGAGAAGGGCGCUGGCGGAUAUCGAGCUGGAGGAUGAGAAAGAGGAGGCCACUCGGGCGUUGGAGACCGAGUUUGAAGUUAUGGAAGAGCUGGAAGCGCGUGCGAGAAAGCUCAGGGAAAGGAGAGAGGCAUUGAGGGUACAAGGAGGGGGGGGGGGUGCUGCUCCUGCUGCUGCUACGGCUAAGGGACCCGCGCUUGGAAAGGAGAAUGCUGCCGUGGCGGAAGAUGAAGACGAUGAAGAUGAUGACGAGGAUGAGGAUGAUUGGGAUGGGUUCCGAUUCCGGGCUUAG
Podospora bellae-mahoneyi is the source of this 1089-nucleotide messenger RNA. RefSeq lists its product as uncharacterized. Gene Ontology annotation, molecular function: nucleic acid binding; zinc ion binding. NCBI's taxonomy places the organism in Eukaryota, Fungi, Ascomycota, Sordariomycetes, Sordariales, Podosporaceae. Gene Ontology annotation, biological process: mitotic DNA damage checkpoint signaling; nuclear DNA replication; mitotic DNA replication checkpoint signaling. The transcript has a single exon. The record is from RefSeq and is a predicted model, not a curated record. Gene Ontology annotation, cellular component: spliceosomal complex; nucleus. Bases 1 to 1089 code for a protein of 362 amino acids.